Camellia sinensis is the source of this 1209-nucleotide messenger RNA. Lineage: Eukaryota; Viridiplantae; Streptophyta; Magnoliopsida; Ericales; Theaceae. The record is from RefSeq and is a predicted model, not a curated record.
AUGCCUUUCGCGCUGAGGCGUCUGUUUGCAACACUAUUAGUUUUCUGCGAACCUAAUAAUCCAAGAUCAUUGUGGGAGAAAUUUUAUGAUGCUUUAUCAGAAGACCAUAGACAAAAUCUACAACUCACAGCAGAACAAGUACAAAACAUUACGCUUGAUCAUAUUGCAAGUUUCAUCGAAUCAAUGGGCAAGAAAAUUCCAGGCUACAACCUCACAGCAUGCAACAAAGCUUCCAUCAUACGAAACAAACCUACCAAGGAAAUUGAGGCUGAACUACAAAUCCCAAUUUCAGAAGAAGACAUACAUAUGAAAGUCCUCCUAAACAAUGCACAGCGUGCUGCCUUCGAUCUGAUUAUGCAUCACAUAAAGCAACACUUAGGAGGUGGAUUUUUCAUUGAUGGCCCAGGAGGUACCGGUAAAACUUUCUUGUACCGAGCAUUGCUAGCUGCUAUACGCUCAGAAGGAUCUAUAGCUAUAGCAACAGCUAGCACAGGAAUAGCUGCAGCUAACCUACCUGGCGGUCGCACUGCACAUUCUCACUUCAAAAUACCUUUAGAUAUCAACAGUUCAACUGGCUGUAAUGUUGGGAAACAAAACGCAGUUGCCACACUCAUUCGAAAAACAAAAUUAAUCAGUUGGGAUGAAGUGCCUAUGGCAAAGAAACAAAAUAUUGAAGCUUUCGAAGCAAUGUUACGUGAUGUUUUCUCAAAUAAGACCAUCUUCACUGGAAAAGUUGCAGUGUUUGGUGGUGAAUUCCGACAAGUUCCUCCGAUUAGCCCUCGAUCCACUCGUGAGGAAUGCAUUAACAACAGUUUGGUUGAAUCAACACUUUGGCCUCAUCUUCACAUUCUUCGUCUAACAGAAAACAUGCGAGCAUUACAUGAUCCUCAAUUUUCUAGUUUCUUAUUAGACGUCGGCAAUGGAACUUACAACAACAUAGAUGAGGACUUAAUCACAAUACCUGAAUGCAUGACUAUUAACACAAAAGAGGGUUCAAAUCCAAUAUUAACAUUGGUUGAACACAUCUAUCCAGAUUUCACUGAAAAUGCAUUCAAAUCAAAUUACUUGACAUCUCGAGCCAUCUUGACUCCUAAAAAUGAAUUCGUAGACGAAAUCAACAAAGUCUUGAUGAACCAAUUCCCAAGAAGUUCAUACACAUACACUAGCUUUGACAAAGCAACAAAUGACAAACAAGAAAACUACCCAUAA